AUGGCGGACAACGUCGCCUUCGAUGACGAGGAGGAAUGGAGGCGAGAGAGAUUAGUUCUCUCCCGCCGAGGUGCAAACGGCGGCUAUCGAGACUUUUGCUACGGGAUGGCUUGUCAGUGGUACCUCUUUUGUGAAGCGGAUUUUUCCCCAAGAUUGAGCGAUAGCACCGGGGUGGCCUCUGGCAAAGAGAACUGCGACGCUCUUGUCGGGAUUUACUUGGAAACUCCAUAA
Pieris macdunnoughi is the source of this 231-nucleotide messenger RNA. The record is from the annotation of a GenBank genome assembly. Lineage: Eukaryota; Metazoa; Arthropoda; Insecta; Lepidoptera; Pieridae.